Glycine soja is the source of this 1471-nucleotide messenger RNA. RefSeq names its product putative nucleobase-ascorbate transporter 9. Gene Ontology annotation, cellular component: membrane. Gene Ontology annotation, biological process: transmembrane transport. Gene Ontology annotation, molecular function: transmembrane transporter activity. Lineage: Eukaryota; Viridiplantae; Streptophyta; Magnoliopsida; Fabales; Fabaceae. The transcript has 12 exons. The record is from RefSeq and is a predicted model, not a curated record. Bases 1 to 1404 code for a protein of 467 amino acids.
AUGGCUGAGGGCAGUGAGCAUGCCGGUGCCGGUGGCCGUGGCGGCGGCAACUCACAGUCUCAAGUGAUUCAAGUUCCUGAACCUGAACCACACCCAGUGAUGGAGCAAUUACCUGAUGUUCACUAUUGCAUUAACAGUCCUCCUCCUUGGCCACAAGCACUGCUAUUGGGAUUCCAGCAUUAUAUUCUGACUCUUGGCAUGACCGUUCUGAUUCCAACUGUGAUUGUUCCUGAAAUGGGUGGAGGCCAUGCUGAGAAGGCCAAGGUGAUACAGAAUCUAUUGUUUGUUUCUGGAUUAAGCACACUUCUCCAAACUUGGUUCGGAACACGAUUGCCAACUGUAGUUGUUGGUUCAUACAGUUACAUAAUACCCACAAUGUCAAUUGUCCAUGCCAAGAGAUACAGUAACUAUACAGACCCUUAUGAGAGGUUCACUCACACAAUUAGAGGAAUACAAGGCGCCUUGAUCAUAAGUUCAAUUUUCCAUGUGUGUAUGGGAUUCUUGGGCAUUUGGAGGUUUGCUAUCAGGUUCCUAAGCCCACUUUCUGUAGUACCUUAUGUAACGUUUACUGGACUCAGUCUUUAUCAUCUUGGAUUCCCAAUGGUAAAAAGUUCUACAUUACGAUUUGCGCUGUUGUUUUCCAUUGCAAGUGCAUGGUUACUUGCACAGCUUCUGAUUUCAAGCACUGCAUAUAACCACAAGCCAGAAAGUACUCAGAAUAGUUGCCGCACUGAUCGUGUUGGUCUUAUUAGUGGUUCUGAAUGUCCUACCUUCAACUUCGGAGAAGCUCUUGCUAUGAUAGCCGCUUCUUUUGUUUCUCUAUUUGAGUCUACUGGUACAUUUUAUGCUGCGGCAAGAUAUGGAAGUGGAACACCCAAUGCUGGAUUAUUGGCAUUGACAAAGGCGGGAAGCCGAAGAGUCAUCCAAAUAUCAGCCGGCUUUAUGAUUUUCUUCUCUAUUGCUGGAAAACUUGGAGCAGUUUUAGCUUCUAUACCUUUGCCAAUCAUAGCAGCAAUGAACUGUAUAUUCUUCGGCUAUGUCUCUUCUGCAGGUCUUGAUUUUCUACAGUUCUGUAAUCUCAACAGUUUCAGAACCAAAUUCGUGUUGGGUCUCUCAUUCUUCCUCGGCAUCUCCAUUCCGCAAUAUUUCAUAGAAUAUUUUCAUGUAAAGCAUCAUCACGGAUGGUUCAAUGAUAUCGUUAGCGUGAUCUUCAUGUCGCAUACAACGGUGGCUGCAUUGGUUGCGUUCAUUUUGGACAUCACACUCUCACGUGAAGAUGAUGCAGUCCGUAAGGACAUUGGUUUGCAGUGGUGGGAGAAGUUCAGUGUAUAUAAUGCUGAUGGUCGGAAUGCUGAUUUCUAUAAAUUACCAUGUAGACUCAAUGAAUUCUUCCCUGCCCUUUAAGCAGCUUCUUUGGUUAUAUUAUAGAUGUUCAUUUUAACCCUUUAAGCCAAUUCAUCACUUUUUUUUU